Prionailurus viverrinus (fishing cat) is the source of this 2091-nucleotide messenger RNA. Its product is annotated as death domain-containing membrane protein NRADD-like. The coding region runs from base 1068 to 1805 and encodes 245 amino acids. The transcript has 4 exons. Gene Ontology annotation, cellular component: plasma membrane; cell surface. Gene Ontology annotation, molecular function: death receptor activity; nerve growth factor binding; coreceptor activity. Gene Ontology annotation, biological process: Rho protein signal transduction. The record is from RefSeq and is a predicted model, not a curated record. Lineage: Eukaryota; Metazoa; Chordata; Mammalia; Carnivora; Felidae.
AGCGCGGGGGGGGGGGGGGGGGGGCGGGGUCGGGCAGACACGGGCCUGGCUGUGGCUAGGCGCUCUAGUCACGGGCCCACCUACCAACCAGGAUCCGGGAAGGGCCCCUUAUAUGGUAAGCGACCCAGUUGUACAAGCCCCACAUGUGGCAAGGGCCACCGCCGUCGCUAUCCCAGACCCACUUGCAGACUGGGUGGGGAAGUGAGUUUGGAGACAAGGCCGGAUGUGGUGGUGGAUGUCGGGGAGUUAGAGGGCCUUCCCCCAGGUUUCUUGUCCAUGCCUUCCAGGCAACAUCCCUCCUCAGCCCAGAGGAGGCUUCUCUUACCCAGACCUUAGGAAGCGGGUCCCAGCAGGAUCCGCCCCGUGGUCUGCAUGGGUCCUGGGACUGAGUAGUCCUGGCCUUGAGGUUUCUAGCCUCAAAGGCCUCUCGAUUCCCAGAUGAGCAAGGACAAGGGAGCCUCUGAGCCCAUAUACUCUGCCCUUGCUGAACCAACCAAGGAACCUUCCUGUCCAGUUUCUGAGCAGGAAGUGAGGGCUAAAUACCGAUCCUGGAGAAGUGGGGCCACAGUCGCUCCAGGGAGCCCUGUUUUAGAGACUUAGGGUGUGGGGUUCCUAGGCUCAUGCUGAGAAGUCUGGGGGAGAUUCCCACUAAGCAGGCCUCUGGUCUGGCUCUGGCUGAGGUGGGGAUGGGAGUUGCUCGUCCUCCAGUACCAUCCCUGGACUCAGACCAGGGGGGUUGCUAAGGUCUUUGAGAUAGGGAAGUUUCCAGCCUGCUCUCCUCCAUCCUGAGCUGCCGGCUCCUCUAGCUUUGGCCAGUGGGGGCUUAGCUCUGUCAACCCCACCCCCAUCUGACACCGGCGGAAACUGGUCCAGGUUGGUGAGUGGGGAAGUGGAGGGGGCGGUGGUAACCAGCCCUGGGGUGAAUCAGGAUGCAGUGAGCCAAGAGAGGGGGACAGAGUCUACCAGGGGACUCCUGACAUCAGGCCUGAGGAAUUUCUCCCGUCUCGCUACACAUAGCCCCUUUUGGACUCCGAGAAGUGUCCCAGCUCCUUUGCCUGAGUGUUGGAAUGACACUCCAACAUCUUCUCCAAGAGAUGCAGUCCAUGGGAGCACUGCUAGCCAGCAGAGCCAUGCUUCACAACUCCAGCCACAGGGAAGAUAAGACCUGGAGGGUACAGGGCAGGGACAGGGAAGAGGUAUGGGGAGGGGGAGCCCUGGCCCCCAAUGCCUCCUCCCCAUUCCCUCCUGAGCCUCCAGGGGCCUCAGGCAGCAUUAUCCCUGUCUACUGUGCCCUCCUGGCCACUGUGGUCCUCGGUCUGCUCGCCUACGUGGCCUUCAAGUGCUGGCGCUCCCAUAAACAAAGACAGCAGUUGGCCAAAGCUCGGACUGCGGAGCUGGGGACCUUCGACAGGGACCAGAGGCACGGAGACAGCAUUGUUUUCCUGGACAAUCCUAGCGGUCAGGAGCCCUGCGCCCCCAGUCGGGGGCCACAUCCUGAGCUUGGCUGCCGCCUCUACCUUCACCUCCCUCAGCAGCAGCAGGAGGAAGUGGAGCGGCUCCUGGAAGUCUCAGACGAACCUGACAAGGGCUGGCAGGGUCUGGCGGGGCGCCUGGGCUACCAGACUGAUGCUGUGGAGGUCAUGGCCCAGGACCAGGUGCCAGCCUACACCCUGCUGAGGGACUGGGCUGUCAAAGAAGGCAGCGGUGCCACUCUCGGGGUGCUAGAGGACGCCCUGGCUGCCAUGGGCCGCGAAGACGUGGUCCGGGUUCUGCGCCCCCCAGCUGAGGGCUGCUCUGUGGUGUGAGCGGUGCCGGCACAGCCCGGCCGCUCAGGGAAUCUGCUUUGGUGCUUUUCCUUUCUUGGGCUUCCUGGCACUGGUGGCCUCAACCUGCCUUGCUCUGGGGGAACAGAGAAGAUCCGGCCACCACUCAGCUCCCCUUGUCUGGCCUUCCUCCAGGACGGGGACCAGGAUGUGGGGGGGUCAGCAGUGAGGGGUGGUCCUGCCCUCCUCCCUGCCCCACCUCCCCUCACUUAGCCUCAACUGGUUUUUCUAUUUUUGUAUCUCGUAUUAAAGGCAACUUUGGACUACU